GUUUUUGAAAAACCACUUCUCUCUCUAGGCUACGUUUGUAGCGAAGAGUGACACAUUCUCUCUCCCUAUGGCUACGUUUUCUUCGUAUAAGGGUGUGUGUAUAUAUAUAAAGCGGAGCGUGAUGAGUUAGUGGCCGUGAAACCGCUUUUAUUUGAUGGCGUUUCACAACCAGCUCUCCCACGAUAUGGCUCUCCAGCAUUUCACGGACUCGCACUUGAGUGAGAACACGGCCGUUUUGCGGGGAAUAUUGCCGGAGCAGCUAGGCCAGUCGUCUUCCGACGGUGCCGGAAAACCUCCUAGUCACCAGCAGCUGGGAGGAGGAGGCGGCGGAGGCGGCGGCCCGACGUGGCUCAACAACGCAAUUCUGCGGCAGCAGAGUCAAUACGCCGAUGGGAGCUUCCUCCACUUGCAGACGAAUUCGGAUUCGACGUCCUCUCCGGCGACGGCCACGACGACGACCAACCAGUGGCUCUCGCGAUCGAUGAGCAACGUGGGCGCCCAAAACGACGACGUUCCGGUGUCUAGCGGGUCCGUGAUUGCUGCUAUAUCGGCGGAUUUGAACGGUAAUCAGGAGAAGAGAAACGGAGGGAACAAUCAGAACCGGGGCGAUAACAAUGGUGAGGACAUGCUGGAUUGUGAUUCUGGAGGGAAUUGGGAAAAUGCGAGGUACAAAGCCGAUAUCUUGGCCCAUCCUUUGUAUGAACAGUUGCUUUCCGCUCACGUUUCAUGCCUCCGAAUCGCGACGCCUGUCGACCAGUUGCCGAGGAUCGAUGCGCAGCUGGCGCAAUCUCAGGGCGUUGUAACCAAGUAUUCGGUCCUUGCAAAUCAGCCUUUGGAUGAUAAGGAGCUCGAUCAGUUCAUGACACAUUAUGUUCUAUUGCUGUGUUCAUUUAAAGAACAAUUGCAACAACACGUCCGUGUUCAUGCUAUGGAAGCCGUAAUGGCUUGUUGGGAGCUUGAGCAAUCUCUACAAAGUUUAACAGGUGUAUCACCAGGUGAAGGCACUGGUGCAACAAUGUCUGAUGAUGAAGAUGACCAGGCAGAUAGUGAGACCAACUUGUUUGAUGGAAGUCUGGAUGGGCCAGACAGCAUGGGGUUUGGCCCUCUUGUUCCAACUGAAACCGAAAGGUCCUUGAUGGAGCGUGUCAGGCAAGAGUUGAAGCAUGAGCUCAAACAGGGAUACAAGGAAAAGAUUGUGGACAUUAGAGAGGAAAUUCUUCGUAAGAGAAGAGCUGGAAAACUACCUGGUGACACUACCUCCCUCUUGAAAGCCUGGUGGCAAUCACAUUCCAAGUGGCCUUAUCCAACAGAGGAAGACAAAGCACGACUGGUGCAGGAAACAGGCUUGCAUUUAAAGCAGAUCAAUAACUGGUUCAUCAACCAAAGGAAACGGAAUUGGCACAGCAAUCCUUCAUCUUCUGCAGUUUUGAAGACCAAGCGAAAGAGAAGUAAUGCAGGUGAAAUCAACAAUGAUCACUUUUUGUAAAUGGACAAAUUCAAAUGUCAAGCCCCUUGUAACCCUCUUCUUGUGUCCAAAACCGGUGGGACAUGCAGCAUCAACAUGCACGUGGAGAGCCACUAUAACAGUCAAGAAUUGGGUUGCUUGGGAAGUUUUGUGAAGACUCUUUGGCAAAUCUUAUUUUGCUCAUACAGAAAAACCUAGUCAUGUAAAUGAGGCUGGUGUUUGAUACCUUCAAAUGGUUGACUUAAAACACCCCAAGUGGUACCAGUUGAAAGUAUGCUUGAAGGCAAGGCGCACAUAUGAUAUCUGUAGCACGCACGAUUUCAUUUACGAGGUUUAAAUUUUAAGCAUAUAAGACUAGAACAAGAUCAGUUUGAAUAGUUCCCUUUUUGUACCCUGCCUGGUCGGAUUGAGGCUUUUGCUUUGUGCUUCUAUAUCUGUGAAUAAGAAUGGUUAUAGCUAUUGGGUGUAUUAUGUAAUAAUCUCUUUCCUUGGUGAUUUUCCCUACUCUCUUACAAGUAGUAGCGGUUAUUGAAUUAGAAAUGAUUCAAAUGAUAAGUUAGCUGACCAAGAGAAGAAGGUAGUUAGUGAGGGAAGGUAGGGCAUGCUAUAAUUAGUGAUUGUACGAUAUAUAGGGGCCCCCUUGUGAAAGCCAGCCAAAAUGGAUCCGAAGCCAUGUGCGGUGUGGAGGAACUUGUAAUAUUCUUGCCUGGUAAGCAGGCCUCAUGGGAAGCAACAAAUAUUUCAAAUGCUCA
Vitis riparia (riverbank grape) is the source of this 2217-nucleotide messenger RNA. Its product is annotated as homeobox protein knotted-1-like 13. Gene Ontology annotation, cellular component: nucleus. The record is from RefSeq and is a predicted model, not a curated record. Gene Ontology annotation, biological process: regulation of DNA-templated transcription. Lineage: Eukaryota; Viridiplantae; Streptophyta; Magnoliopsida; Vitales; Vitaceae. Gene Ontology annotation, molecular function: DNA binding. The transcript is spliced from 6 exons. Bases 155 to 1486 code for a protein of 443 amino acids.